Messenger RNA from Chara braunii, 4094 nucleotides. Lineage: Eukaryota; Viridiplantae; Streptophyta; Charophyceae; Charales; Characeae. The record is from the annotation of a GenBank genome assembly.
UAGGACGAAUGGAAUAGGCCGGUCAAGGUAUAAUGUUGAAUAAGGGGAUGUACUUGUUUUCUUUUGCCAAGGAAUUUAAAAAGAAAAGGCUGUCAAGAUGCCUGAGACUGGCGGCGCAUCAGUUGUUCCCAAGAAGGGCGUGACACUUGAUGACCUCAUCGCGGCCAUCGACCGACAUGAAAGGAACCCGAGUAACAUCCCAAAGGUCGAUACUUUCCAUUUUUGUGGGGAGAGAGUCUCAAAAUGGCUAGAGCGGGUGGAACAAGCUUUGGUCGGGCGACCGGAUGUUGUAAAGUUUCAACGUAUCCUCCAGUAUGUCCUCCACAGCUACCAUCUGGAGGUGAAGAAAGUCAUAGAUGCGGCUCAAGGUAGCUGGGAGAGGUUCAAGGAGGGGAUGCAGAGGAAAUACCGCCUGGGAGACGGGUUGUUGACUACCACGGACCUUGAAGCGAUGAACAAAGAGGAUUUUAUGACUAUAGGGGCCUUUGUUCAAGAAUUUAAGAAGAGGGCGCGAAAGGUCCAUGAGAUUUCGGAGGAAGCACAGUGCGUCAUCUUCCUGGGGCUACGCACAGCAUCCGAGGCCGUCGAAUUGACGAGACAUGGAGGAGGUAGCACUAAGCUCACCUGGACCACCAUUGACAGAGGGGUGGAAGUUGGGUGUUUAGACCAGGUGGAACAACGUCAGGUACGCCUGCAAAGGCAGAAGAGAAAGGAAAGAGAUGCGACCGCUUCUGGGACCCCGGGAGUAACAAGGAUUGUUACAGACGUAUUGGUACAGCUAGGGUAUGCGACAGAGCCGGUGGUGCAAAGGAGGGUGGUGACGGCUGUUAAAGUAAAAGGAAAAGAGCUAUGGCAGGGAAAGGAGGAACCACCGUUUGGGGUGGAAGAAGUGGGGAGUAAUGAGGAAGUGACUCAAGGGCUACGAGGAGGAAGUGAGACGGAAGAGAUCAUAAUCAUCGAAUCAGAUGACGAGGAGAAGGAGGAAAGAAUGGAGCCUCCAUCCGCCUUAUUGGAGAGGAUGAAGGACUUGCUGGAUAAGAUGGGGAGGUACCAACAGAAGAUGGCGGGCCUCUGUAAAGAAGUGAAAGGAUGGAGGUCUAACAUCCCCACAGUAUUCCUCUAUGACUCCGGUCCGGAAUCAGCGCCUGGGCGACCCGGAGUAAAUGUGGUAAGGUCGUGCCUUCAACCAGGAAUAAGGGGGAGACCCCUCACUCCGCAAGCCCGGCUGGCACAGGCAGCGCGAACGAGGAAUCAAGCCAAGGUCAGUACCAGCCAAGAGCCUCCAAGAGGGGAACACGAACCAGGGAGAAGGAAAGAGGCUGUGGAAGUAGAGGACGAUGAUGACGAAGAGGAAGAGGACGAGAGGCUGCGCCGAGAAGAGGAUCAGAGAGCGGAGCAGCGGGCAAGGAAAAAGGGGAUCAGGGGAGAGGCCGAACCGGUCAUACAGGACGGACCGCCCAAAAAGAAGAAAUACGCGGUCCGGUUGGAAGAAGGAUUUGACGUAGAGAAGAUGAUUGACCGGCUGCUGGAAGGGCAUAAUGACCUCAUGACCCUGAAGGAGAUCCUAGCGUCAGCCCCGCGACUCCGCGAUGAACUAAAGGGGAGGUUAUCACGGCGCCUGGUGCCCAAUGUCCAUCUAGGUACGAUCCUGCCCAAGGAGGCAGAGUGGGCAGAGUCAGGUACGAAAAUGGACUGGAAGUGUGUAGCCUGCGGUACGGUGGAUUUGAUGGUGAAGGGUUCCAAGUGCGCAGCAAUGGUGGACACCGGGGCAGAGAUAAACAUUAUUCGGGAGGCGGACGCGAUCAGAUUCGGGCUGGAUAUAGACCGUUCUGACUCCGGUAUUCUGCAUGGAGCCAGCUGUAAGGCCGUGUUUUGUGGGACAACCUCAAAUGUACUCGUCGAGGUUGGAAAGGUGAAGGCCAGGGCAUGCUUCUUCAUAAUGCCAGACGUGGACCAUGGAAUCCUCCUGGGGAGGGCCUUCGUCAAGAACUUUGCCGCUAAGACUGAAAACCUGAAGAAGUUAGUCCGCCAGGAUCAGGAAUGGGUAUGGGGUGAGGAACAAGAAGAGGUGGUAGCAAAAAUGAAUGAGGAAUUUCGAAAAGGAGGGUUGGUGUUAGGAGCGCCAGAUUCUGACGCCACAGAGACGCGACUCUUCAUUGUCGAGACGGAUGCGGGACCGACUGCCUUAGGGGGAGUUCUAAUUCAGGCAGACAUGGAAGGGAAGGAAAGACCCUUGCGAUUUGAGAGCCGGACUCUCUACACGACGGAGAGGAACUACUCUCAGUUCAAGAGGGAGACCCUUGCUGUCCUCCAUUGUCUGCGAAUCUUCCGGAAUUAUAUCUUUGGCAGGAGGUUCAUUUUGAGAGUGGAUCCGACCGCCCUGGCCUACUCUCUAAGGAAUUACGUUCCAUCGGAUCCGACGAUUGCCAGAUGGCUGACGUACAUCUGGAUGUUCAAUUUCGAAUUGGAACGGAUUCCUGGUAGUAAGAACCGGGUAGACGGGCUGAGUCGGAUCAACUGGGAUAAGCAGGAAGGGGAGGCAGUGAAGAAUACGCCCCCAGUUGAUGGAUUUCUGGAUCAGGAAGAAGAUGUUCGUCUUCAUAUCAACAAAUGGUCGCCGCGAGUGCCUAGCUGUGUAGGCUAUCCUAUCUGGCAAGCGCCGAAGGGGUAUGAAAGGAGGAAUGAGUUAGUCCCUAAACCCUUUGAAGAAGAGGAUCCUUGGGGCGGUAAGGAUGUUCAGUGGAUGAUGGAAUUAGCGCUGGCCAGCUCGCAUAGCCUGGUGGAGGAUAGGAGGACGAUUGAGGAAGGACCUGGCCAGGUAGAACGGCAUGAGGACCUGAUGGGAGGAAUGUAUCUCCUCGUCAAUACGUUAUUGCAGGAAAGCCUAGACCAGUCGGGCUCGUUGAACCCGGCAGGAAAUGUGGACGAAAUACCCGAGAGCCAGGACGACGAAUUCGAAGAAGGGGAAAUUAAGGAGACUUUUCGUGCAGAGGAGUACGACGGGAUCUACCUAGAGCUGGGGCUUCUUCUGUCACGUGAAAUGCGGCUAAGAGAUGCGAGCGAUAGGGCUCAAAGGAUGCUGCAACGCUACUUAGUGCGAGACGGUCACCUUUUCGUGAGAAGGGAAGUGGGGAAUACCAGAAGGGUCGUCUGCGGUAGGAAUCGUCAGAUCGACGUCGUAGCAGCACUACACGAUGGCAUUGCAGGAGGGCAUCGAUGGGUACAAGCCACGUAUGCCAAGAUAAGUGAGCUGUACUACUGGGAUGGAAUGAUGGACAUGGUCGGGAAAUUCUGUCGAUCUUGCGGUGAGGAGCAUGGAGAGCAGGCAAGGGAGGUGCCACGAGAGGAGGUGCCACAAGAAGAGGUCCGGGGUACUCAGCGAGAGAGAGAGCUGGGCGAUGAGGGGAGACAUGCAGGGAAGGAAGUGAUAGAGGUUGGAGAAGACACGCCCCCACAUGCGCCAGCAGUGGGUUUGAGACUCGGGGGUGCACCAGGGAGCGCCCGACAAGCAAAGGAGGGGUUGCAGAGAGAGGAGACCCCUUCACCUUCGUCAGAAAAGGCUCCUUCGCCAGAAGGGAGGGCAGGAAGGAGGAGAGAGAGGGCAGCAGUAAGGAGAGAAGCUUUGAUCCUGAUUGAUAGGCACCUAGCAGCUCAUGCCCUAGAGCACCCAGACCUGGAGGAGCCAGCACCUGCAGAGUCACGCCAGGAAUCAUGCCAGCCCGAGAAGGAGAUGGAAGCAGAAAUCCCAAAGAGGGUCGACCUCCACACGAGGGAAAGGAUGCCAGCUGGAGAGACGGCCGAAGAAACGAGGGCAAGACGAACCAGGCGGAUAGAUGAGAUAUGGCAGGAGAGGCAGAGGUUGGAGGCAGCUGGGGAGCUCCCGAAGCAGCAGCAGGAGAGGCAGAGGUCGGAGGCAGCAGGAGCACUCCCGGGUAAGUCGCCCAGCGCGCCAGCCAAGACCCCUCAAAUUCCUGAAAUGUGGAGAAACUUCUGGGAGUAGAAAGGAGAGGAGCUUCCACUGCCAAUUAGAGCCGGGUUUGGGGUGGCCAGGAAGGCGGAAGAAAGGUUAAAUCGUAAAAUCAAGUUCCUGGCCA